GCGGGGUCGGGCUGUGCGAGCUCCUAGCCUACCUUCAGGACGACCCUAGGCCGGGUUCCCGACUUCUCUGGCUGUUUUCUCCAAAUCUGAGAAUCUGUCCUGAAGGGUCGGGACCUCGAAUCUGACAGACGUGAUUCUGAGCUUCGGAUAAGCGAUAGGUUUCCCGCCCUGAGCCUCAGUUUCCUCUGCGAAGAAAUGGAAAUUACGUAAGAAAACCCGGAAGCAAGAACAGAGCCAAUAAUAAGUAGCUGUCAGUAAUCAAGUGAUUAUGAACUGCCAGACACUGCCAAGUGUUUCUCUUGCAUUAUUUAAGUUAACCUGCCCCAAACUUAUUGAGGAUUCCCAGGAGCCAUGUUGUCAGAAGUCCUGCUGGUGUCUGCGCCAGGGAAGGUCAUCCUUCAUGGAGAGCAUGCCGUGGUCCACGGAAAGGUAGCCCUGGCUGUGGCCUUGAACUUGAGAACAUUUCUCCAGCUUCAGCCCCAUAGCAAUGGGAGAGUGGGCCUCAAUUUACCAAACAUUGGCGUCAAGAGGGCCUGGGAUGUGGCCAGGCUUCAGCUGCUGGACAUGAGCUUUCUGGAGCAAGGAGACGUCAUGGCACCUACGCCAGAGAAAGUGGAGAAGCUGAAGGAGGUGGCAGACUUCCCUGAGGACUGUACCAACCACGAGCGCCUGGCUGUGCUGGCCUUCCUGCACUUGUACCUGUCCAUCUGCCGGAAGCAGAGGGCCCUGCCCAGCCUGGACAUCACGGUGUGCUCGGAGCUGCCCGCUGGGGCCGGCUUGGGCUCCAGCGCCGCCUACUCCGUGUGCCUGGCAGCUGCCCUCCUGACCUUGUGCGAGGAGAUUCCAAACCCUCUGAAGGACGGCGAGGCCACCGGCAGGUGGACAGCGGAGGACCUGGAGUUAAUUAACACGUGGGCCUUCCAGGGGGAGAGUGUGAUUCACGGAAACCCGUCCGGAGUGGACAACGCUAUCAGCACCUGGGGAGGAGUACUCCGAUACCAACAAGGGAAGAUGUCAGCCUUGAAGAGGCCGCCAGCUCUGAAGAUCCUACUCACCAACACCAAAGUCCCUCGCAGCACCAGGGAUCUUGUGCUCAGGGUCAGGAACAGACUGCUCAAGUUCCCAGAGAUCGUGGCCCCGCUCCUGACCUCCAUAGACGCCAUUUCCCUGGAGUGCGAGCAGGUGCUGAGAGAGAUGGCGGCAGCGGCCCCGACCCCGGAGCACUACCUCUUGCUGGAAGAGCUCGUGGAUAUGAACCAGCACCAACUGAAUGCCCUCGGUGUGGGCCACGCCUCCCUGGACCAGCUCUGCCAGGUGACCAUGGCCCACGGGCUGCACAGCAAACUCACUGGCGCCGGUGGCGGUGGCUGUGGCAUCACACUCCUCAGACCAGAUGUGGAGGAGCCGGUGGUGGAGGCCACGAAGCAGGCACUGUCCGGCUGCGGGUUUGACUGCUGGAAAACCAGCAUUGGUGCCCCCGGCAUCUCCAUCCACUCGGCCGCCUCCCUGGACACCGCCGUCCGGCAAGCCCUGGGUGGCCUCUGAGAUGAGCCCACACUGCUGCGGCCCUGCCAAGAAGCCUCUUCCUGAGUUAUUCUGGGGGCUGGAGUGGGCCUCUGCUGGCCAGUGGGUGCCCAGCUCCUGACACUGACAGAGGGGCCUCCAACCCCCGUGACGUCCCUUCCGCUGGCCCACCAGUGGGACCUGGAACCUGCACCCGGCUGGGCUGCCCAGGAGACGCGGCCUGCGCUCUGCAUUCCCUCAAGCCGGCUGGA
Pteronotus mesoamericanus is the source of this 1775-nucleotide messenger RNA. It is a transcript of the gene MVK, whose product is annotated as mevalonate kinase. Gene Ontology annotation, molecular function: ATP binding; mevalonate kinase activity. Bases 352 to 1545 code for a protein of 397 amino acids. NCBI's taxonomy places the organism in Eukaryota, Metazoa, Chordata, Mammalia, Chiroptera, Mormoopidae. The transcript is spliced from 12 exons. Gene Ontology annotation, biological process: isopentenyl diphosphate biosynthetic process, mevalonate pathway; isoprenoid biosynthetic process; cholesterol biosynthetic process. The record is from RefSeq and is a predicted model, not a curated record. Gene Ontology annotation, cellular component: cytosol; cytoplasm.